Saimiri boliviensis boliviensis (Bolivian squirrel monkey) is the source of this 4237-nucleotide messenger RNA. It is a transcript of the gene AMPD3, whose product is annotated as adenosine monophosphate deaminase 3. Gene Ontology annotation, cellular component: cytosol. The record is from RefSeq and is a predicted model, not a curated record. Gene Ontology annotation, biological process: AMP metabolic process; IMP salvage. NCBI's taxonomy places the organism in Eukaryota, Metazoa, Chordata, Mammalia, Primates, Cebidae. Gene Ontology annotation, molecular function: AMP deaminase activity.
AGUUGAGGUCCGGGGAGCCCGGCUGGCAUCUGCCCCGGGCUGCGGCGCGGGCCCCGCGGAGCCCAGGCGGCGGCGGGCGCUUCCGGCCAAGGGCCCUGGCGGCAGCCGCGCCCCUGCUGCUCUCAAGUUUCGCGUUGGCCGCGCGGCCUGGGAGCUUCAGGUAGCGGUUGGCAGGCCGGCGCCCCUAGGCUCUCUCCGCUCCGCGCCCAGGUAGGGCACCGACGGGGGCUGCGCGCGGCUGGCCGGCUUCCUCCCUGCGGAGGCGGCCCUCCCUCCCACUGCGGGGCCCGCCGGGUCGGGGCUCCGCAGCGCUGCGCCCUCGGAACGCCCGGCCCCCGCGCCUGCUGCGGGUCGCGGCCAGGCCCAGCCCCGGCCCUGGCUGGCCUCGGUGUCCGGCAGCCCCUCUCCGCCCUGCCCAGCGCGUCACCUUUGCUCCAGCCCUGCGGCCGGGGCGCCCCUUUCGGGCCGCGGCGCCCCCUUCGGACCGCGGCAUGGCCCUGUCCUCCGAACCCGCCGAGAUGCCACGCCAGUUUCCCAAGCUGAACAUCUCUGAAGUGGAUGAGCAAGUCCGGCUCCUGGCCGAGAAGGUGUUUGCUAAAGUGCUCCGAGAAGAGGACAGCAAAGAUGCCCUGUCCCUGUUCACCGUCCCAGAGGACUGCCCCAUCGGGCAAAAGGAAGCCAAGGAGAGAGAGCUGCAGAAGGAGCUGGCAGAGCAGAAGUCUGUGGAGACCGCAAAAAGAAAGAAAAGUUUCAAGAUGAUUCGGUCCCAGUCCCUGUCUCUGCAAAUGCCGACACAGCAAGAUUGGAAGGGCCCCCCGACAACCAGUCCGGCCAUGUCUCCCACAACCCCUGUGCUCACUGGAGCCACUUCCCAGCCCAUGCCAACACCCUAUGCCAUGCCCGAGUUCCAGCGGGUCACCAUCAGCGGAGACUACUGUGCUGGGAUCACUUUGGAGGACUAUGAGCAGGCGGCCAAGAGCCUGGCCAAGGCCCUGAUGAUCCGGGAGAAGUAUGCACGGCUUGCCUACCACCGCUUCCCGCGGAUCACAUCCCAGUAUCUGGGCCAUCAGCAUGCCGAUACUGCACCUCCAGAAGAGGGCCUUCCAGACUUCCACCCUCCCCCGCUGCCCCAGGAAGACCCUUACUGCCUGGAUGAUGCGCCCCCCAACCUGGAUUACUUGGUCCGCAUGCAAGGGGGCAUCCUCUUUGUGUAUGAUAACAAGAAGAUGCUGGAGCGCCAGGAGCCGCACAGCCUGCCCUACCCCGACCUGGAGACCUACACGGUCGACAUGAGCCACAUCUUGGCUCUCAUCACCGACGGCCCCACGAAAACCUAUUGUCACCGACGACUGAAUUUUCUGGAAUCCAAGUUCAGCCUUCAUGAGAUGUUAAACGAAAUGUCCGAGUUCAAAGAGUUGAAGAGUAACCCCCACCGCGACUUCUAUAACGUGAGAAAGGUGGAUACGCACAUCCACGCCGCCGCCUGCAUGAACCAAAAGCAUCUGCUGCGCUUCAUCAAGCACACCUACCAGACAGAGCCCGACAGGACUGUGGCCGAGAAGCGGGGCCAUAAGAUCACCCUGCGGCAGGUGUUUGACAGCCUGCACAUGGACCCCUACGACCUCACUGUGGACUCGCUGGACGUCCACGCGGGCCGGCAGACAUUCCACCGCUUUGACAAGUUCAACUCCAAAUACAACCCCGUGGGAGCCAGUGAGCUGCGUGACCUCUAUUUGAAAACUGAAAACUAUCUGGGAGGAGAAUACUUUGCUCGGAUGGUAAAGGAGGUUGCCCGGGAACUGGAGGAGAGCAAGUACCAGUACUCAGAGCCACGGCUCUCCAUCUACGGCCGCAGUCCUGAGGAAUGGCCCAACCUGGCCCACUGGUUCAUCCAGCACAAGGUCUACUCCCCCAACAUGCGCUGGAUCAUCCAGGUGCCCCGGAUCUAUGACAUAUUUAGGUCAAAGAAGCUGCUGCCAAACUUUGGGAAGAUGCUGGAGAACAUCUUCCUGCCCCUUUUCAAGGCCACGAUCAACCCCCAAGAUCAUCGAGAGCUUCACCUCUUUCUUAAAUAUGUGACGGGGUUUGACAGCGUGGAUGAUGAGUCCAAGCAUAGUGACCAUAUGUUUUCCGACAAGAGCCCCAGCCCAGACGUCUGGACCAGUGAGCAGAACCCGCCUUACAGCUACUACCUGUACUACAUGUAUGCCAACAUCAUGGUGCUGAACAACCUCCGCAGGGAGCGCGGCCUGAGCACGUUCCUGUUCCGGCCGCACUGUGGGGAGGCCGGCUCCAUCACCCACCUGGUGUCUGCCUUCCUCACUGCUGACAACAUUUCCCACGGGCUGCUCCUCAAGAAGAGUCCAGUAUUGCAGUAUCUCUACUACCUUGCUCAGAUCCCCAUUGCCAUGUCUCCUCUUAGCAACAACAGUUUGUUUCUCGAAUAUUCCAAGAACCCUCUGAGGGAAUUCCUGCACAAGGGACUGCACGUUUCUCUUUCCACCGAUGACCCCAUGCAGUUCCACUACACGAAGGAAGCACUUAUGGAAGAAUAUGCCAUUGCAGCUCAAGUGUGGAAGCUGAGCACAUGCGACCUGUGUGAGAUCGCCAGGAACAGCGUGCUGCAGAGCGGCCUCUCGCAUCAGAUCUGUGCGCCAAUCUGGGACACUAUCCUGAUUAUUCAACUCUGCGCUUCUAAUUCCUGGUGCUUGACUGGCAACGAUCCCCUGUUCUGUGUAUUGCUGAGGCUUUGGAGGAAGUGCUGUAUCUGGACCGGAGUGCCAGAGAGGGAGCCUCCGACUCACUGGAAAAGCAAAAGUUUCUGGGACAAAAUUAUUAUAAAGAAGGACCUGAAGGAAAUGAUAUUCGAAAGACAAAUGUUGCUCAGAUCCGGAUGGCAUUCCGAUAUGAGACCUUAUGCAAUGAGCUCAGCUACCUGUCUGAUGCCAUGAAAUCAGAAGAGAUUACUGCCUUGACCAAAUAGCUCCAGCAUUUGACAUGCAUUUUAACUUUUUGGUAUAAUUUCAAGUCUGCUGUGGCUAAUAGUGGUCAAGAUUCCAAACUAGGACUUUCCUCUUUGAAGAGGAUGCCUCUGAAGAAAUUUCAAACUGAUGAUUUUGGUUGCACUGCUCACUUUAAGAAUUAACAUGCUCACUUUUGUUAGUAUUUCUGAGUAACAAGAUGGCAACUUCUCCUUUGGGGAUCUGGGAGCUGGGCACUUGUCUAUACUUGUUCCUAAUUUUUCAAGUAUUUCUCUUGAAACUGCCAGUGCUUGAACUGUUGGGGCCAGGAUUUUCCAUGGUCAGAUGCCAAGUGACAUGAGGUCUGUGUGGUUUUCUGCCAUACUUUUCUCCAUUGGCCCAAGUAGGCUAAUUGAUGAUAGUUGUUCAUUCAGCCUCUGGAUGGCUGGCUGCCUUAAACACAAUCAAUUUCAAAGCUCCAUUUCAUAAACGGGCUACUUUGAGGGAAUUAAAAUAUAAGACUUCCUUCUUGACAAUUUGCGUUUUUAGUGAAGUUCUUAAACCGUUUUAUUUAGCCCUCCUCCCCGCUUUCUAGUUGGAAGCCAAAUGUACUCAUUAAAACAGCCACUCCUAUUCUGAGUCUUGGUUUCUUAACCCACAAAGUGAGGGUUUGGACUAGAUGAGUGGCUUUCAGGGUGUUCUGUGAAUCCCCUCAUGAAUACUUUAGAGUGGGGGAGGAAAGGGAGUGACACUCAGGGGCUGUCAAAGGGACUCUGCAUUCAUUAGUUUUACACUGCGACUGCUACAUAAUAUUUUCACUUGAAUGAAGAACUUCCAAAAGCACAGGACUAGAUAGAUGAUCUCUGUUCCUUUUGGCUCUAAUACUCUAUGACUGCAGGCCAAUUAUCACUUCACCAAUUAAGAGGUGGGAGAAGUGAAAUUUACUUAAGGUUGCACAGCUAAUAAGUAAUAAUAGGCCUACAACUGGGUUUCCUUAUUCCAAAUCCUGUCCUUUCCCCACUAUUCCAUUAGACCUCACAAAUGUUAGCUGUGUGUGUGUGUUUCAUCAAUGUAACCUGGUGCAUUUUUUUUUAGGGCAAAAUUUUCCCCUUACCUACUAUGAUGACUUUAGAAGAUACGAUGGUCCCAGGGGCCAAGUAGAAAGCAUUUUUAAAGACCAACCUGAAUUAAGCUUUACCAAUGUACUCUUAUUCUGUGUUACUAGUGCCUGAUAUGUAGCAGGUGCUCAAUAAAUACAUAUUGAAUAAUUAAGUUAA